Molecule: messenger RNA, 1091 nt
Organism: Culex quinquefasciatus (southern house mosquito)
Lineage: Eukaryota; Metazoa; Arthropoda; Insecta; Diptera; Culicidae
Product: eukaryotic translation initiation factor 3 subunit G
Exons: 3
Coding region: 151-969 (272 amino acids)
Cellular component (GO): cytoplasm; eukaryotic translation initiation factor 3 complex
Molecular function (GO): RNA binding; translation initiation factor activity
Source: RefSeq, a predicted model, not a curated record
CCCGAUUUGACAGCUGUCAACAUUGGCCUCCGCCAUUUUUGACGUGCUCGUAAAAAAGUAAAUUUCGGCGAGCGGAACGUUUUCCAGCUUUCCCGGUACAAUUCCUUCGUUUUUCGUUGUUAAACUAGCUGUUGAGUAAAGUUCACGACGAUGCCGGCGCUCGACGAAAUUAAAUCCUCCUGGGCCGAUGAGGUCGAGCUGGACUCGGGAUCGCUGCCGCCGCCGACGGAGAUCGUCGAGAACGGACAGAAGGUCGUCACCGAGUACAAGUACAACAAGGACGACAAAAAGGUGAAAGUGGUCCGGACGUACAAGAUUACGCGGCUCGUCGUGCCGAAGAGUGUGGCCAAGCGCAAGAACUGGGCCAAGUUUGGCGACUCGGCUGGCGACAAGCCGGGGCCGAACCCGCAGACAACGUUCGUAUCGGAAGACAUUUACAUGCAGUUUGUGAGCAACAAGGAGGAGGAGCAAAAGUCCGACAACGCGCUGGACUCGCUGAAGAACAUUGCCAAGUGUCGUAUCUGCGAGGGCGAGCAUUGGUCCGUGCAGUGUCCGUACAAGGGCACGUCGUACGAGGCGGGCAAGGCCAAACCGGUGCCGGCGGCUCAACCGGAGUCGUCGAGCGCGCCGAUCAAGAGUGGCAAGUACGUGCCGCCAAGCAUGCGCGACAGCCAGAAGGCGGCGCUGGGUGCGAACCCGCGCGGCCGCGACGACACCACGGCGAUCCGCAUCUCCAACUUGUCCGAGGCGAUGACCGAGGCCGAUCUGGAGGAGCUGGUGAAGAAGAUUGGGCCGCACAGCAAGAUGUUCCUGGCCCGCGACAAGAACACCGGCCUGUGCAAGGGUUUCGCGUACGUGCACUUCAAGUCCCGCCGCGACGCCGCCACCGCCAUCGAGCUGCUCAACGGACACGGCUACGACCAUCUGAUUUUGAACGUGGAAUGGUCCAAGCCGCAGAAUCCGCAGUAAACGGGGAGCGCACAAGGGGACGGUUCUUUUUUCUUUAGUGUAAGUGGAUUGCGUUGAGUAAACAGUGGAUGAUGGAGGGAAAUAAAAGGAGAGAGCGUGGGAGUGAUGACCCGUAAAACUUG